Molecule: messenger RNA, 12187 nt
Organism: Pecten maximus
Lineage: Eukaryota; Metazoa; Mollusca; Bivalvia; Pectinida; Pectinidae
Product: golgin subfamily B member 1-like
Exons: 39
Coding region: 194-7780 (2528 amino acids)
Source: RefSeq, a predicted model, not a curated record
AACAAGAUACACGAGUUACAAGAUCAACUCAACAAGUUGACAACAGAAAUCAAACAGGUGCAACAAAAGGGAGACGACUCUAUGAAGGAAUUGAUGCAGGAGUUGGAACAUAAAAAAGCCGAGAUACAGCAUCUGACAGGUACGAACCUUAAGAACCAGGAGGAUAUAGAUCUUCUCCAACAACAAAAGGAACAUGCUGAGGACGAGCUGGAAAAACUGGAGAAGGAGCUCGGCAGAAAGGGGCCGGGAUCUGGAGCAACUGUCGUGCUUUGUGAAGGACACUACCCUACUGGACGGUCAGUCUUUCCUCCUCAACAGCCAUCUCCAGGAUGCAGUUGAUGACCAAAAUGAAGCAAUUAAAAAAAUGGAGGAAAAAGUCAAGGAUGGUGAAUUGAAACUGAAAGACAAAGAUGAAACAAUAGGGAAAUUAGAGGACCUCCUGAAGGCUGUUGAAUCCAACCGAAAGGAUAUGGAGAAUGCUUUACUGGAUUCAGAAGAUCGAUUGCUUAAAGAGAGGACAAAGGCUGACAUACGGGACAAAACCAUCAAAGGUCUCCACACUGUAAUCACUGCCAAAGCCAAGGAGAUGGAAGGUCUAGUAGAGAAGGUGAAGGCGAGAGAUGAGGAGAUAAAGAAGAUGCAGGAGGAAUUUCAGGAUGCUGCAGAACUACGACAGAAGGAGUUAGAUCGCCAACAUGAGGAGAUCAACUUGUUGGAGCAGAAAGAGGCCACUAUGAAGGUUCGCCUGGCAGAACAGGAGAGCGAACUGGAGAACCUGAUGCGCUCACUCGGUCGCAAGGAGGGAGAACUGGAAGGCUUCAAGGAGCUCCUUAGCAAGGCUCAGAAUGCACUGCAGCAAAGUGAGGAUGCAGUAGAGGUUCUACAAGACCAACUGAAGAAGGAUCGAGUGCCGUCCAAUCCCUCAUCUGCCCACAGUAGUCCCAUCAAGCAUUAUAAGGACAUGCUGGACGAGUCCCAGAAACUCGUUAGUGAGAAGGACAACACAAUCCACCAGCUAAACGAUGUACUGAGAGACAAAGACAAACAACUCCGUACAUGUAUGGGGAUCUUCAACACUCCGCAGGAGGUGACCAGUGGUGAAAUGAUGGACAAACUGACUAGACAGCUGAAGGAAAGUGACCGGGCACUAGCAAGGGCGUUAGAGGAACAUGCAACGGUGGUUGGGGAGAAAGAGAAGAAGCUGGAGGAGUUGAGACGUGUACUGAGUGAUAAGGAGGAAGACAUCACCAGAGCCAAUAAAAUGCUUAUUACUGCUGAGGACACCAUUGAUCGUUUGGAGAAGGCAAACAAGGAGAAAGAAAACAACCUAAGAAAAGCACGGGAUGGGAUGAAAGCUGCUGAGAAAGCUUUAGAGGAUGCAGAACAGAGCUACAAACAUGCUCUAGCAGAGAAGAACUCCAUAAUCGGUCGUUUACAGGAUUCUGUUGGUGACAAGGAGGCUCUGCUCAAGGAAACCAUGAAGCGGGCCCCAAUGACAACAGAUGAAGUGAUGGACUUGAAGAUGACAGUCCAGAACAAGGAUCGUACAAUACAGGAUAUGAUUGAUGAGAAGGACAAGACUUUGACGGCCAAUGCCGAGUGUGUAAACAGUCUGCUGAAGAAACUGCAGGCCAGAGAGGCAGAGAUCGGCGAGAUGGGCGACAAACACAGGAAGGACAUUAGUAACAUGGAGCAAGAGAUGCUGAAAAUGGCUGGGGAUUUAAGGAAGCUAGAGAUGGAGCUGAGAAGGAAACAGAAUGAUCUACAGUCUGCUGAUAGCCAGGCGAGUUGGUCACACCAGCAAAGUCAGGACGUUUUGGAUAAACUACGAGCCGUCAUCUCUGACAAGGACAAAACCAUCAGUACACUGCUGGACAGUGUCCAGGAGAAGGACAAAGUUACUGGUCAACUACGACAUGACCUUCAGGGCAAGGACGGCCUGGUGGAUAAGCUUCAGAUGCUGCUACGGCAGUCCCAGACAGGCUCUAGUGCAGACCUCAAUGCCAGACUUCAGGAACUACAGAUUGAGCUUGCUGUCAAAACAGAAGGGCUGAAGAAUGCCAGGCGCACUGAAGAGGACCUAAGAGAGCAGAUCCAAGAACUGAAACAGAAGUUUGAUAGUGUGCCCCGAGGUGAUCGGGAGUACCACACACUGGAGAAACAAAUAUACUGGCUCAAGGAUAAGCUGGAGGGUCAGGGUUGGACACCAGGUGGCAGUAGUCCAGAACAUCAUGGGUCGCCAGGGAGCUCUAAUACUGGGUCAGCUGGACAGCAGGGCCUACUGCAGGAAACCUUACAAGCCCAGUUGGAUGAAUUACGGGUGUUGAACGCAGCAGUGAAGAGAGAGCAACAUUUACUGGAGGGUAUCCGAGACAAGAGUCAGGGGAGUGACCACUCACAUGCAGUAGAUGAGGAACUGGCUGCUGUGAGGACCCUGAGGAGGGAGUUGGAGGAUGGUGUACAGCACAAUCACCAGAUGAGGACUAUUCUGGAGAGACAGAUGAAGGAUAUACCGACCAAAGAAUCUUCUCAAGAAAAUAUUGAUGACCUUAAGAAAACUCUGAACUUCCUGAAGCUAGAACUAGAAACGAGUAAGCUAAACAACAAGUUUCUACAGUCGAAAAAUGAGCAGCAAACGCGACAACGGGUAGAAGGAGAGGGUAGAGCAGACUCUUACCACCAGGGGGCGCAAACUUCACCGGUGACAUGGAGCCCUGGUAAAAAACGGAGUCCCUCACCUAUUGACGCGAAUGUUCAACUGAAUCGCCAGUCCUUGUCUGAUAUGUCUGCCCCAAUGCUGCGUAAACUGAUCAGACAGCUACAGCAACAACUCAGUCAGGAGGAGAAGGACAAUGCAGAGCUACGCAGGAAACUUUCUACGAUGGACGAUGUACGCAACAUUCCAGGGAAGAAUGACGAUGAUGAAAACAGCAUCCCGUACCUUCGCUCAGAGAUUGAGAGACUGGAAAGUGAGCUGAUCAGAAAAGGACGGGUGAUCAGUGAACUACAAGUCCGAUUAAACUCGCAGGAACAAGACAUUAACACAAGUGGUAUAACCGAUCUUAAAAAUGAAAUGAAAAAAUUGUCUCUUCAAUUAAAUCACACACAGGAAGUGAAUUCAGUGUUGAAACAACAGCUGAGGUUAAAUGAACAGAGUAAGGGAAAUGAUUUUGACCCAGAGGUCAUGGUGCAAAUGGUCAGUGAAAUACAGAAACUGAGGAUAGAAAGUGACAAGGCAAGGCGUGAAGGGUCCAUGUCAUCCGAUACAUCAGAGGAACCUUGUUCGUCAGUCAGCACUCACUCAGCAGUAUUUGGUGAUAAUUUAUUAAAGGGCCGCUCCCAUAAGAAAGGCAGCCAAAUUCCUCGACCAAGAUCUGGAAAUACGCCUGUUGUAGGGGAUAUCUCCGCCAUAAGUCAGCCCGAAACUCUGAAAACACUUCUAAUGGAAUCUAAAAAACGCAUAACUAACUUGGAGGACAAGCUGAAAGCCACAGAGGCAACAGUACGGUACCAGACUCAAAAGAUGAAGUACUACAAAGGCCUCUUGGAGGACCAUGGGUUAAUCAACCGCAGCCCAAUGUGUAGCCGAUCUAGUAGUGAGAGCAAUCUAGCAGCACUCUCCAGUAAGAUUCCCGUACGCAAAUGGUCGGUAUCGCAGGAAAAUUUACCGUCUGGUGUCGUGUCUUUGGAUUCUGCCAUUGGCUCGGACUACGCUGGUGUAAUGGAUACGGUGUUUGAGAAGUUUGGUACAACUGAUGAUAAAGAGACGCUGAAGGAUCAAGUGACCACUUUGAGACAGCUUCUCAUCAAACAAAGCAGAGACAUCAAAUCAUUGAGAGACAGGUUAGAAAAGGAAAGUCAACGGGAAUCUGGCCAACAAGACCAGGAUGCACAGACAUUACAUAGCCUGGAUGACACUUUAGUUUCACGUGACACACUACAAAACCUGCAUCAACAGAUGGAUUCUCUACAGAGACAUCUACAGGAGACCCAGGACACUAACUCAGAGCUUCAACACAAACUCCUACAGCAACAACACAACAACCCGGAUUCUCUAAAACAGCAGCUCCAGGACAGCCGCGCCAACGUUGCUGCACUCGAGGAAAAGAUUGCAGCCUUCCAAAAUUCAUCUGUUCACGAAAUAUUAGAGUCACAAAAAUCUGAGAUCUCCAUAUUGAAGAAAAGAUUAUCAGAUACCCAGAACUCUUGUACACAGCUUAACUACUGGCUUGAAGAGUUAAGCACAUUUCUCACUGAACUUGUGUAUGUAGAUCAGGACGGAGAUCGUAGCCAGGUCCGUGGGAUGAAACACAAGGUGGAUAUGUCCAAGUCCAUUGUACGCAACAUGUCGACCUGUAUACUGGAUUCGUUUGACACAAGUUAUGAUGUGACCUCGGAACAACCCCAGACUGAUGAGAAUAAAGGAUUGGUAGCUGAAAAUGAUGCUUUAAGAAAGAGCGAGCAAAGUCUAACAGAAGGGCUACGUCAGAAGAAUUUGGAAGUGGAAAAACUGACCAAUGAACUACGCAAGAAAAAUAUGCUAGUUGAUCAGUUACAUCAGGAACUACUUCACUUCCAUCAAAUGAACAGGAAGUCAGAGUCUCCGAAAUCCUCAUCAACUGUCAGUAGUGCUGACGGAAAUGUCAACCCCAGUGGGAAAUUAUCCAGGGAAAUACCUCCCAACAAAUCUCCAAACCGUUCACAUCUGUCGGAACAAGUGAGUCAGGUCAGUAGCCUUAGGUCACCGGAACGAAUGCGUCACAUGACAGGGAGCAGUUUGACCGAUGGCAGCCAUCUUAGAUUAGACAGAACACAGGACGGUAUUGUGAUUGUUGAGGACAUGGCUGAUUCCAGUCAGGGAUCGACAGGCUACCAUUCCUCUCGUCUCUCUGGAGACGAUUUCAUGCCUGGUCCAGGUCAUGUUCAUAAUGUAAGUGGAUCAGACAAGGAAAAUUCCUCAAUUUAUAUCAGUGCAUUUGAUACAGAUGAAAAAUUCAUGUACAACAGACGUUUAGCAGACGGUCAGAUCUUUGAUGAUUCCAUGACACCACCUGUGUUCAAGUUGAAUGGAGAUACUUCUCUUCCUGCAAAGAUGUCAAAAAUAUCGGAUGGCCGUCAGGUUGAAUUAAGUAUCUUAGAAAAGUCAGCGAGAGAAGAUGGCGAAGUAGAGUCAUUGCGCGCUCGACUGAGUGCUGUGGAAGAUCUUAAUAAAACUCUUAAGGAUGAACUAAAUGUGUAUGAAAAUCUGUGCACUUCCAUUGGAGUUCAGAAUUCACCCAUUAAAAUGUCCCCGCAAUCAAAGAGCAAACGGGACACAGAUACUGACCUCCUGCGUCAACAUCUAGCUGAAAUCCGACAACUGCGGAUAAAGUUGGAGCAUUCUGUUAAAGACAGUGACAGAUUGAGACAUCAGCUGGAACUGGACAUGGAUGGACACAAGAUUACAACAGAUUCCACACAAAAUGUGUACAUGUACAGUAAGCAGCAGACGACAAUCACUGAACUACAGCAGAUGAUUCGUCAACUACAGCAACAACUGAAGGAGAACCAGUCGACAGUCCGUGACAAAAUCAUCACCAUCCAGGAGAGAGAGUGGACCAUCCAAAAACUACAGCAAGAGCUUUCCGGUAUACAGCAGAAACUUGACUGUAGUACCGACAUAAAAAUGCAGACACCAGAAAAGGACAUAUCGAUUCGAGAAUGGCACGAGAAGAUUCGCAAUGAAGAACAGACGUGUAUUGUACAACAGAGGAGGAUAGAACAGCAGGAUAAUCUUCUGGAACAGCUACGCAAAAAGUUACAGCUACAGGAACACAGUCUACACCAACAGGAGACCAAACUGAAGGACAUGUACGAGUCUGGGCAGCAAAAGGAGCAACUCAUGCAGGACAAAGACAAUAUUAUACUACGGCGGGGCGAGCAAAUCGUUCAACUGGAACAGUCUGUCGAACGUACAGAAAAGAAAAUUUCUCAACUGGAAGAUUGUGUCAAAAAGCAAGAAGAACAGAUCCUGAAAAAAGAAAGUUGUUUGAAAACCAUGAAAGAAGAAUUACAAAAACAGGAAGACACCAUUCAACACCACAGAGAUGUCGUCAAGCAAAAAGAGAAUGCUAUCAGAAAACAGAAGGAUGAAAUACAGAAGAAAAAUGAUAUUAUCAAACAACAAGGUGAGGUUUUAGCCGAAAAAGAGACGGCCAUGCAGUCACUGAGCCAUGUGGUGAAGGAACAGGCGGACCACAUGCGUCACAAGGACAACACUAUUCUGAAAUACGAUAAAAAGGUUCACUCACUCAGUGAGAGGGUGAAGCAAAUGGAUCAGCUGAAGGCGGAGAAGGACGAAGCUAACAAACGCCUGGUACAAAGGAACGAGAUUCUGGAUCAGGACAACUGUAAGCUACUGGAACGAAAUAACAACCUCGACAUGCAACUCAAAGACAGCAGCAAGGAGGUCAACAGGCUGAAGCAGGAGAUAGAAACUAUGUUAGAGAAAGCUCAGGAGAACCAAGACUUGAACAAGACUCUCAAACUUGAACUUAGUGUAUACGAGAAACUACAAGCUGAAGACAGUAGUAAUAAGCCCCUGGGAGGUUUUGAUAUCCGAGAGCUUCUGACAGAGAUCCGACACCUGCGUGUCCAGCUUGAGAGAUGUAUUGAUACUAACAAUGCUCUCAGACAGAAACUUGAGGAACAUCUUCUACACCAAGCCAGUCCUCGUCAAGUCACAACUACAACCACCAAUAUCUUCAACGUCAAGGAUGGCAGUCCUACACGCUCUAAUGGAACUGAUGUACCUGAUGGUCAGCCCAAUCCAGAAAGGACUCAAGUGAAUGGAGCACUGACUAUUAGACGUAUCCAGAGUCAUCAGGCUCCCAUGGGGUCAAGGUCAGCCAGUGGGUCAUACGUUUCCAACAGUAGUGAUUCCAUGUCGGUCUCCUGUCCCAGUGAUACACCCUCUUUAUCGGGUUACGGCAUAUCAACAUGGCCGCCCAUGUGCUCAGAAAAUGCCCUGCUCAACCAACAGAGGGAGCUGUAUAUUUCCCAGUCCUCACCAGGUGGCACUCUGCACCAGUCGCUGGUCGACAUGACAAAAUUAGGAUGCGUCUCACGGCCUGUGAUGUCUGAUGGAAAUCUGUCGUAUUAUGUUGACGACCCCCCUAGUUCUGUUGCAGACUUAACAGGAAUCAAGGUUGACUCUGAUAUCCGGUGCUUAUUUGCUGUUGGAAAACUGGACGAUUAUGAAAAACUGAAGAAGGAAAACUGUGAGACCUUGACAGUGUUGAAGGGCAUUGAAGCCCGAAUUAAGGAGAGGCUGCGAGUCUUCAAAACCAUGCCAACUUCUGAGCUGAUUAAGAGCGUGGAGUACAGUACCCUGAAGGAACUCUCUCUAAGCUCUGAAAACCUUCGCAUCUGUCUGGACGAGGAGAAGUCUCUCAUUGGCUGCUUCUGGACAACUCAGCUCCCUAAGGCUGGCAGUGACACCAAGGCUGCUACUGAGAACAAAGUCCUACGCACUGAACUGUUUGCCCUUCAGUCCAAGUACGACCUGAUGGUGAAGAUGGUGAAGGACGCAGAGGCUCGACUACAUACGAGUAACAAACAGAAACAGAGUAUGGAGGAGAUUAUUCAUCGUCAGUUGAAAAAGACGACGAAAGUGGCAGCCAAGGCGAGAACAAACUUUGAGAAGGAGGUGCCCAGAAACAGUUCAGGACCACUGGUGCCCCUCACCAGAGUCCAACCAUCGCGGGACGUGGACACAGAUAGUGAGAUGAGUUUCAGCUGAUGAAAAUCUAUCAUAUCGCGAGCAUCACCACCUGUGUUUAAACAUGAUAAAGAUUACUUCAUUGGUAAAAUCUACAGUCGUUACAGGAUUUAGAGGUCACCGGUGAAUGACAUUUGUGGAAUCUAGAGGUCACCAAAUUGUUGACUAAACCUGAAUCCCGCUGUUGUUGAUUUGUUGUUGAUGUUACAUAUGUUGACUGGUGUUGGUUGUUACAGUCAAAUGUAUGUUUGGGCCAGGUACGUGUCAUAUGUCAUUGUCAUAAUAUUUCAGUAUGUAUUGGGUAUGUCAGUCAAAUGUAUGUUUGGGCCAGGUACGUGUCAUAUGUCAUUGUCAUAAUAUUUCAGUAUGUAUUGGGUAUGUCAGUCAAAUGUAUGUUUGGGCCAGGUACGUGUCAUAUGUCAUUGUCAUAAUAUUUCAGUAUGUAUUGGGUAUGUCAGUCAAAUGUAUGUUUGGCUAGGUAUAUGUCAUAUGUCAUGUCAUGAUAUUUCAGUAUGUAUUGGAUAUGUCAGUCAAAUGUAUGUUUGGACCAGGUAUACGUCAUACGUAAUGGUCAUGAUAUUUCAGUUUGUAUUGGGUAUAUUUGUUGGAUAUAUGUACCGAGGUGUGAGAGGUGUCUAUAUAUAUAUAUGUAUGCGUGUGUUCGUGUGACAUUGGCAGGUUGAGUCCACUGUUACACACUGCCACACUUAUGUCAGAGUAAAUUAAUCAUUUAAAAACUCAUUACGAAUCUCGCGUACUUCCAUAAAUGUAAAUGACAUUUAUUAGUGCAUUUAUAAUGGUGAUUAUUGUGAAUUAAGACAACUCAUGAAGUCAUUGUAAAAAAAUUCUAUCACUUUGUGAUUAUUUUCAUAAAUUUCAUCUACAUUUUUGUAAUUUACGAAAAGCAUGAUGUCUGGCACGUCAAGUUUUUGUGUGAGGUCAAGGUAGAGGUAAUAAGUCCGAGACAAAGAGACGUUAUUACCCAAGGAUCUCUGUAUCGGAUAACUUGAUGUCACUAUUACAUAGGUUUUGGUUAUUAACCCUUUCACCCCUUCUGACAAUAUUGGACUUCAAAUGAUGAAUGAAUGGCAGAGUCCACUAACAUUUCUUAGGGUUGAAAGGGUUAAGGAUGUCUUGAUGUAUUGCGAGUCAGAGCAUUACAUAAAAAUGCCUAUUUUGUAUCAUAAUCUUGUACAUGGUUUAUGACUUAUAGUGAAUACAGCUGUUUUUGAUAUUCUUGUACAUAGAUAAGGAUUUAUUUCUACAAUAUUGAUAAAUACCUAGUAGUUUGAUCACUAUUAAGGAAACAAAAUUCAUGUCUUUCACAAUAUCCACUUGUCUUGCCAGCCUCAUUGUUGCUCACUUAUAGAUAAUCAUAUAUUUUUGAGAGUAUGUCAUUAAGAUUGUCUUUUGAUUCAAAUGUUACUUGAAAAAGUUUUAUCAAAUUAUUUAACAUAAACACAUUAUUGUCAUGCAACAAAUGCUACAAUAAUAGUAUUGAUCUGUGUGUUCAUGGAACCGAUGACUGCCCCCCACCCCCACCCCACCCAACACCCACCCCAACCCCCCUUGCCCCCUUCCCUCAUGUUGCAUCACUGACACAACUUCUUGUGUUUGCGCUGUCACUUAAUGGGGUCAAGAUAGCUCAGUCAGUUAGAGCACCAACCAUGUAAUCUCAAUCCCCAAAGAUCCAAGGUUCAUGAUUCAAAGCUCCAUAACUGUUUCCGCUUGUUUUUCUCAGGAAGCUGAGAAAAAUGACAGUAUAGGUUUUGGUUUUGUCUUUGGGCAAAACACUUCACUCUUUUUGCUCUGGAUGGCAUGUGAUGGGCCUCCUGUAUGUUGUUCAUUGGGGUAGUCACCAACUACUACAUGGAGACCCUGCUUCAAAUUGACCCAAACACAAAACAGAUGACCCCACCCUCUUAUCACCUGUGUUAUGUAAUUGACAGCUCAGUAUUUUCUGUUGUCAUUUGAUGAUAUUUCUCCUAUAUUUUGAAAUUCCUUAACAAUCUUGAAGUCAGUCAUUUUCAUUUUGUUUUGGCCAACAUCCUGAUUUCUGUACAGAUCCUUGCAUGUUGCAUUUUCGCUCAUUUUCGUUGUUACCGUCAAGAUUUCCUAAAGAUGCAUGUACUGGUAUUGACCAAGUUCCUUGCAAAAGUUUACCAGAGGUAUGAAAUAACCUACACACCAUCAUAGAUAGGAAAUCCUUGUCUUUAAGUUGCCUGAGCCUUAAAGCAGCAUUGUCAAAAUUUAUGGCACAUUUAAUAAUUUUCCAUCAAUUGUUGAAGUUAGAAAUAAUUUACAUGCAUGAAUUGCCUCCCUUUGGCAGUAACUUUUUUUUUUUUUUUUUUUUUUGGAACCUGUGUCAGUACCUGUGCAUCUUCAUCUUUUGUGUGCUGUGUUUCCCUGUUUCAUAUCAUCUUGGCACUUCAAAAAGCCAGCAUGCAGCCAAUGCUGCUAUUCUGCAACUGUAAGGGUUUGUUGUGAACAGAUCAAUCAUCAAACUUCAUGCUCUGACAUUCUACAAAUAGUCAUACUCUAGUGCAUAAUCAGAAAAAAUAUAUCACCAGUCUUCCAGAUAUUACAAGCUCAAAAUGGCUGUCAUGCCAAAAUAUAAAUCAAACGUCUUACCACAAUCAACUUCCAAAUACUGUUUAGUAUGAAAUGUUUAAUGUGUAUAACCAUUCAUUGUUUGUGUGGUUGAUGAGGAACCACAGAAAUGAAUUAGAAAAUAAUUUGUUAUGUACUAGACUAUUACGAUUUAUCAUCGGGUAGCCAUGAAAGUUUUUACCAUGAAAGUAUCUAAAUACAUGUAUCUUGAAACCAGCAAAGAAAGUACACCAACAUUUUAUGUUGUGGUUCUUUUACUGUAUACCUCAGGCUCCAACCACAUACACAGAGGCUCAGUUUGGAGAUUUGGGGUAAUAAAUGACAUCAGCUAAUGGUUAUACCACAAAGUAUUUAUACACGAAAUAAAGAGCAUGAUGAAUCUAUUUUAAUGCCUCUGCUAGGGAUUGGACCCAGGACCUCAGGCUUACUAGUCUUAUGCUUAGCUGAUAUAGAUAAAGAGAAGUUUGCUCAAGCCGAGCAGUAUAUUUCGGAUUGAAUUUACAAGGGUUACAUUCUCCCCCUAUUUAGGUGUUAGAGUUUUGCUAGUGAAAAUAAUGGUUCCUCUAAGGGUCAAACCUGGGACAUGUGGCUAAUUAGUCUCAUUCGCAACUGUUUGAAAUAAAGAGAAAUUCGCUCUAGCCAAGUGGUCAUUGUAUCUAAAUAGUGUACAUUGAUACCCCAAUGUGUAUACAUACUAGAAUAUCCAUACCCCAAAUGUGUAUAGAUACUAGAAUCUCCAUGUAAUUAUCAACUGAUGUCAGAUAUUAUUCAAAAUCUGAAAACCAAGCCCCUGUGAUCAUAAUUUGCUUGACCAUUCAUAGUGUUAGCAUGGCUGACCUGGUCAAGCUACAUAUAAUAACUGUCCCAUAGAUAGGAAAACUCAAACCUAUGAAAUAUUCACUGUUCACAGAUAAAAUGCAUUCACCCAUUUUUUUAUUUCGCCCUUCACGUUAAAAAUAUUGUGUACUGUAAGCUAAUAUUCUCCAAUGUCACAGAGGGCAUGAAAGAUGAAAGUUAUUUCUCGGUAUAUCCAGUUAGUAGAGAUGUGCUGUCAGACAAGGGACCAAACUUCCAAGCUCAUCCUCUUUGUUGUCUCUUAUGUUGCUUGAAUCAAAAUAAAUCAACAUUUCAUUACAAAAUUAAUUUGUGUUGUAGAUUUAUAACUUGAGAAUAUUUUGAAGAAAUUAUCAAUAGCCAUUAUCACUGUUAAUGUAACUUCUAAUGUAGAUUUUAGUUUGUACCAUAAGUAUGUAGAUUUGGUAGAACUUCUGUUUGUGGUAAAUAGUGCUGUAUAUAUAUAAAUAUUGAAAUAUAUGCUGUGCAAUGUUUGAUGCUACUUUUCUGUUGCAAAAUCUGUUUACUUUCAAAUACUGUUGAUUAUUUAUCACAAUGAUGUUCUGAGCAAUUAUUUAUCAAUUAUUAUGUAUAUUACUUUGUACAGACGCAUAAUUUUAAAAGUUUCCAACUUUUUGGUGGGACAUGACGGGCUGCACAUAUAGAUUUCUCUGUAGAGAUGCGUUAUAUUUAGUGUGUACUGUUGACCAAAUUUUGGUGGCAUAUUUGCCGAGAGUGAAGGUACUGCUAUGAUUAGGAUGAAAAUACAAGGCCCCGGGAUUAGGAAAUAAUCUUUGAAUCUUUCCAUGAUCCCAGAGCCAGCUCUCUUAUAUUGUGGAGACAUGUUAAUGCAGAAUGUAACCACAAUCUUAUUAAAGCGAGAAUGUUGGAUUAUUUAUUGUCAAAGUAAUGUAAUACUUGCUGUUGACAUCAUGCAUGUCACAAAUACAUAAAAAUUGACAAUAAAAGGUCAAUAUAAAAUGA